Hippopotamus amphibius kiboko is the source of this 1443-nucleotide messenger RNA. RefSeq names its product ubiquitin specific peptidase 29 (gene USP29). The record is from RefSeq and is a predicted model, not a curated record. Gene Ontology annotation, cellular component: nucleus; cytosol. Gene Ontology annotation, molecular function: cysteine-type endopeptidase activity; cysteine-type deubiquitinase activity. Gene Ontology annotation, biological process: protein deubiquitination; G1/S transition of mitotic cell cycle. NCBI's taxonomy places the organism in Eukaryota, Metazoa, Chordata, Mammalia, Artiodactyla, Hippopotamidae.
AUGGAGCUCCUGGCUCACGCCGUGGGCGACCGCAUCCUUGAAACCACCUUCCUUCUGUGCUGCCUGCACGAGCCGCCACCGGUCUUCCCCAACUUGGUGGAGGUGGUGGGCUGCCAGUGGUUAUUGAAACUUCCCCAAGAAAAAAAACUACUUCCUUUCUCUAUUCAAAAUUCAUUUGAUUUUUUCUUUAGAGCAGAAGAACUUGAGUAUAACUUUAAGAAGUGCAAGCACAAGAGUUCUGUUGCCAUGCACAAAUUCUGUAGACUUCCCAGGGUCCUACUUGUUCCUUUGAAACGCUAUAUCUUUAAUGAUACUUGGUCGCUAGUGAAGGAUAGCCAGCAGGUUGAUAUUCCUAAAUUUUUAAGCGCAUCUUCUCAUUGCAAUGAUAGCACCAAGUCACCGUUUGCCAUUGCCAGUCAUGCACCUACUGGGGACUCCAAAGUCCUAACAGUCUUUCCAGAGAUGAUUUCUGAGAUCCUUGACUCACUGACACCUUCAGAGAAGUUGAUCUCAGAAUCCGGUGAUUCCUUGGCAAGGAAUGCUGAACCACAAAUUUUCCAGAAGAUCUGUGAAUGGUCAAGCCCAGCACAGCAGCAGAGAGAUCGGGAAAAUGGUCCUGAACUGAAUAUAAUAGCAUCAGAAUGAGCAGACUCAGGAGAUGGGACAGUCAGUGGACAGGAGCUGCCAGCAGCUGACUCCGUGAUGGAUCAAGGAGAUACUUGUCUUCUUAUGAUCUGCGAAGAUGACCGCGAACCUACCAGGAGCCCACACACAAGUCUUGGAGAGGCUCACCUUCAAGAGGUGCCCAAAGAUCUGGAACUUAAGAAAUAUGACAAAACCAAUGCAUUUGUAGAGUUAGAUUUUGACAACGUCACCGAGUCUACUGAAGAUUUCUAUAAGACUAAUGAAAACAAGAUUCCAGAAAGAUCUCGAGGAGUGACUGAGGGACUCCAACAGUGCAACGAGAACUACGAGGAAUUCCCUCAGCAGGAAUCACCUCCUGGCGUUAGGAAGCUGGAUGCCCAGAAACACACAGAAAAGGACUUCAGGAGUCUUCAGAACCUGUAUUCCCUCAGUGCAUUGGGUUCUGAUACGAACCCUGGAAUUUUAGACGAGGACACAGAGUCUGAAGCCAAGGCAGUGAAAAGAAACUCGGAGGUGGGCGAUCCGCUUUGUGACUACCGGCUCAUCAGUGUCGUCAGCUAUCUCGAGAGCUCCCCAGAUUCGGGCUAUUACGUCAGCGAUGUUUACGAUGUUGAGAAGCAGGCCUGCUUCACCUGCAAUGAUCUACAAGUAUCAGAAAUUCAAGAGUCCGUGAUGGAGGAGGCCAGGCUUCGCACUGCGUAUAUCUUUUUUUACAUGCAUGAGAUCUUUCAGGCGCUGUUGAGAAAGGCUCGGAAUCCCCAGGUACUUAAAGCAGAGAUAGGGGAGAUUCCUCCCUAG